Astrephomene gubernaculifera is the source of this 3476-nucleotide messenger RNA. The record is from the annotation of a GenBank genome assembly. Lineage: Eukaryota; Viridiplantae; Chlorophyta; Chlorophyceae; Chlamydomonadales; Astrephomenaceae.
CCUACACUGAGUCGUUUUUAUCGAAUGCGCAUUGUUUGUGGCAAUCUUCGUUACGACGAGUAUCGGUAUGGAGCGGUUCGUCUAGAACGGGCUUCCUGUCAGCGUAUGCCGCAUCUCGCCAUCCGUGCAUAACACCAAUAAGAUGCCGAACAUGUUUCCGGGGUUGCAUCAGUUGCUGCGAGAGAGGGAGCAAGGUGCCUUGGGGCGACGGGAUGCUGACAUCUUUCAGCGAUCUCUUCAUUUUCCUGCUCACUAUGCCGGCAAGCUGAAGGUCGAGCACACCUACCAGGGUCACAGUGGUUGCGUUAACCGACUCGCGUGGAACGCCGAUGGCUCCCUGCUUGUCUCCGGAUCCGACGAUCGCCGGGCCAUCAUCUGGCACUACCCCGACGUCUCCCGCACCCCCCUGGCGCUCUCCACGGAGCACCGCGCCAACAUCUUCGGCUGCUGCUUCCUGCCCUGCAGCGGAGACAUGCGGCUGGUGACGGGCGCCAUGGACGACACAGUGCAGCUGCAUGAGCUGGAUGCGGCGCCGGCAGCGCAGCAGGGUUGGGUCUCAGGGGCCGGCAGGCAGUCCACCGCUGCUGCUGCCGGCGGCGGUCCCGCCCUGCGGCGCCGUGUGGGUUCCGCCUCCUCCCACCUGCAGCUGGUCACCCCCCGCACCCGCGUGUUCUACUCGCACAAGGACCGGGUCAAGGAUGUCAAGGUGGAACCGCUCAACCCGCACGCCUUCUGGUCGGCUGGCGAGGACGGGGUGGUUCGGCAGUACGACACGCGGGCGCCCAACCAAGACAAGUGGGAGAGCCCCACGGUGCUGGUGCAGUUGCGAGACGGUCACAAGACCAUCCAAGCCAAGAGCAUUGACAUCUGCAAGUCCCAGCCCCAUCUGCUAGCAGUAGCCGGCAGCGACCCCUUCAUCCGCCUCUACGACCGACGCAAGCUGGACUGCCACUGCUGGCGCCGCCGCGGCACCACCCCGCCCUUGCUGGCCCUGGCGCCGCCGCACCUGCCGCUGGCGGCGCAGGCGCGGCACGGGCGGGCGCACUCCACCUACGUGGCCUUUUCGAAUCGGGGAGAUAAGGUGGUAGCCACCUACCACGGCGACCACGCCUACAGCUUCGACGUCACCUCCGCAGGCAGCCUCACCGCCACCUUCCCGCAACCCUCCUCCCUGGCACCCACCGGUGCCGCCGCCUUCGGUCCCUCUUUUUGUUCUGCUACCGCUGCCACCACUGCUGCUGCUGCUGCACGCCCUUUGAACAGCACCCCCGCAGCCUCCUCCUCCUCCUCCGCCGCCGCCGCCGCCGCCCCUCCGCUGCCGCCGCGUGCCGAGGAGGCAAAGGCUCGCGGCACGUCUGCGGCCUCCGAGGGGCGGUGGAGUGAGGCGGUGGGCGCGUUCAGUGAUGCGCUGCACUGGGCGCCUGGGGCACCGCUGCUGUACGUGCUGAGAGCGGAGGCUCUGCUGAGUCGCGCCUGGGUGGGUGACGCCGCCCUGGCCCUCCGCGACUGCGACACCGCCCACCAGCUGCGGCCGGGCGGCUGCCGGCGAGCCGCCCUGCGCCGCAUCGCAGCGCUGCAGGCACUGCAGCAGUUCCGGUGCGCUCUGGCAGCAGUGGAGGACUACCGCCGCCGCUUCUUAGGCCGGGCUCGCAAAGAGGACGAAGACGAAGAGGACGAGGAAGACGAAGCAGGAGGCGGUGGCGGAUCCUGCGAGGAGGUGUGCCGGCUGGCCUCCCAGCUGCGGAGUGCCUCGGAUGAGCGGCGGAGGAUGUACGAGGCGCGGCGGCAGCAGCAGGAGCGGCGGAGGGCGCUGCGGGCGGAGGCCCUGGCUCGGGCGCCCCGACGAGUCGCCUCCACCCCGCCGCGCCCCCAGCGAGCAGCCGCGCCCCGAGGAGGAGGGGGCCCUGCUGCCGGCCCUGCCUCCACCUCUGGAGCUACUGCUGCUGGGGCCACUGCUGCUGGGGCCACCUCUGCCACCACCACUGUGCGGGAUGCCCUGGAAGCGCCCUCUGCCGGCUCCCCAGCGGGGCCGCAGCAGGCUGUUGGGGCUGCUGCUGCCCCCGCCACCGCCAGCCCCCCUCGGGCUGCUGCUGCUGCUGCUGCUGCUGCUGCUGGCGGUGCGGCUGCUGCUGAUAGCACUGCAGCGCCAGCAGCUGAGGCUCCCGCGGAGCGGAGGUCCCAAGAGGCUGCGACAGCGGCCGCCAGCGCUAGCCACCUGGAAGGCAGUCGGAGGGAGGGGACUGAGGAUGACUCCUCAGACGAGGUGUACGGACCACCACCACCACCACCGCCGCUACCUCCGCCGCAAGAGAAAGAAGGAGGAGGGGAACAGGGAGCUCCUCAGUCCCCCUCCUCCGCUGCUGGGGACGCCAUGCAGGUGGAUGCUGCAGCAGGCGCAGCAGCAGGCACGCACCAGCAACAACAACGACCAGGGCAGCAGGACGGCGGGUCAGCUGCCGUACCCGGGUCGGCGGCAGCGGACAGCGGCGGCAGGGAGGUGUCAGGUCCUCCUGAACCCGGGCAGGCGGCAGCGGCAGCGGGACCAAGAGCAGGAGCGGAGGCAGAUGCAGCGGCAGCGGCAGCGGCGGGGUCAGCAAACGGAGCAGAGGCAGCGGCAGCGGCAGCGGGGGCUGCUGCAGACUCGGAGCAGCCGCCGCGGCGCGUCGCCCGCUUCCGGUUGGAGCGCGUCUGGGAGGGGGGAGAGGACGAGGAGGAGGGGCGGCUGGUGGUGAUGCCCGGUGACGGGGAGGGCGAGGUGGAGGCGGAGGAGGAGGAGGCGGAGGAGGAGGCGGAGGAGGGAGGUGCGGGCGGCAGCGGCAGUGAUAGCGACCUGGAUUCGCUGCCGGGAGGAGAGGAGGAGCGGGAUCCGGAUGAGGAGCUGUUCCUACAGUACUACGCUAGGGUAUUCGGCUUGACGGAGGGCGAAGACGGCAGCGGUGCCAGCACCUCGGGCCGACCCACGGGUCACUGCAGGCAGAGCGGGACACCUGCGGGCCAUCCGCCGGGGGCAUGGGGCGGCAGCGAGGGCGGGCGGCGCAUGUUUCAGCGCUACGUGGGGCAAUGCAACGUGCAAACAGACAUCAAGGAGGUCACCUUCGUCGGCUCCGACGACCGGCUGGUGGCUGCCGGCAGCGACUGCGGGCGCGUGUUCCUGUACGACAGCGCCAGUGGGGAGGUGCUGCGGGCGCUGCCGGCAGAUGAGGACGUGGCCAACUGCGUGCAGUGCCACCCCUCGCUGCCCGUGCUCGCCACCAGCGGCAUCGAGGACGUCAUCCGGCUGUGGAGCCCCGCGGGGGAGGCGCUGCCGGGCGCUGCCGCCUCCCUGGAGCAGCGGCGGGAGGCGGAAGGGCUGGCGGGGCGCAACCAGGACCGCAUGCGGGAGGGGCCGUCGUCCAUUCGUGCCUCCGCGCUGCAGCAGGCGCUCCAGGAGAACCCGCAGCUCUGGCACCUGCUGAUGAGUCAGCUGUACGGCAGGG